Messenger RNA from Pelobates cultripes (western spadefoot toad), 28000 nucleotides. Lineage: Eukaryota; Metazoa; Chordata; Amphibia; Anura; Pelobatidae. The record is from the annotation of a GenBank genome assembly.
GGAGUCAGUAGAGUGAGAAAAUUAGAUAUGAGGGCAAUAGGGAGAGGAGCAAAGGGAUGAAUAGAAAACACUGAAAGAGUGAGAGAGAUUAGAGAGUGAGAAAAAAAAUCAACAGAGGGAGAGAGACAGAGCAGUGUUGACAGACAGAAAUUAAUCAAUAGGCAGACAGGAAGAGAGACAGGAGAGAAAAGAGGCAGUGAAAGAGAGACUGUUUAUAAAAAGAGAGGGAAAAGGAGAGAGAGAGUGAGAGAGGCAGCGAGUGAGAGGAGAGAGAUAGAGGAGGAGAGGGGGGAGGAAGGGGGGCAUCCAUUUUUGUGGCGGGGAUUUGAGCUGCUUUUGUGUAACUCUCCCUGAGAGAUCGCAUGCUUGAUGAAAGGCCCUUAGAAAAUGCAAAUUGCAGCACGCAUGAAAAGCACAAAGAGGCAUCUCGCUGUCCCUGCCAUGGGUUUAAUUCUUCACCAACCACGUAGCGCUGACGUCGGGAGCAGAUAAUCUCUUCUCUGCCCGGGAGUGUGAGUAUAACACACAGACUUUCCUUCUCGGGGAACACUAUUUUAUCCAUUUAUUGUACGGGAUUCAUGGCUCUGAUCCCGUUAUAGGGUCCAGGGUGUGUGGACAGGACAGGGAGCAGGGAGGAAGUAUAUUUAGUUUUUUUUUUUUUUUUUGGAGGGGUGGGAUUCUGCUUGCUUCUUUUAAUGCUUUAAGAAGGGAAAGAAAAAAAUGAAAUAUUGCUAAAAAACUUAGCAGGUGCAAAGGGGACUAGUGAGGAGGGGGAGAGAGAGGAAGGGUGGGGAGAGAGAGUGACAGAAAGAGAGAGAGAGUGAGAGGGAGAGAAAAAAGAGAGCGAGAGAGAAGAGAAAGAGAGAGAGAGGAAGGGAGAAAAAAGGAGAGAGGAAAGCGGAGAGAGGGGGCGGAGAAAGGGAGUGAGGGAGAAGGAGAGAAACAGAAUGAGGAACGGGAGACAGGGAGUGAAGAGAGGAAGAACGGAGAAAGAUAGAGAGAGGGAUGCAGAGAAACGCAGGAUGGAAGCAGAAAGGGAGAAGACAGACAAGUGCCAACAUGCAAAAUUAGAGAUCGUGUGGUUAGAAAGAGUAUCUAAAACCAGGAAAAACAUUACGGGAACAGGGCAACUUUUUUUGUCCUUUAAGUGUGUGUUUUUCUCUCUCUCACUGCUGAGCAGGGGAAAGAGGGGAAGGGGGGGUAGGAAGAGGGAGAAUGUGAGAAUAAAAGCGGGAGGGAUAGGGGAAUGAGAGGGUCUUUGUACUGAGAAGCAGUGGGGGGGGUAAGGAGAGAGAAGGAGGGGGAGCCACAGAAUAAGGUGAAAGGGUUUUGGUGAAAGAAAGAGAGGACAGGGGUACAGGAGAACUGGGGGAGGGAUGUAGUUUUAACUCUUGUGAUGUAAUUUUGUGGAUAAUAUUUAAUGUGAUACUUUUAAAACCCUUCAUUGCUGGGAGAAAUUACUUUGAAAUUAAUGCAAUGUUUUGUGGACCCAGGACAUACUUGAAACAGAGAGAAAUCUCAAUGUAUCCUUCCUGGUAAAAUAUUUUAUAAAUAAAUAAUUGUGCAUCUUUAAGUAAGGGGUUAAAUGGGGUGCAGUAAAGGGUGAGUUGUAACCCACGCCCCCCAUAUACAUGCCCGCCUGUCUGUCUGGGGCCUGGGCAGGGAGGGGGUAGAAUGAGGCCUUGUGAUUUUCUGUCUCUCGCUCUCUCUGUCUCUAUUACAUGGCUGAGUGAGUCUGAGUAAUGAAUGUGUGAUGAAAUUACAUGGGCACACACAUACACACACACACACAUGCAUACAGAGCAAAACAGGGAUACAUUGAAAUACAUUUAAACAUAUGACUACAUUUAAAAAAAACUGUUACAUAUAUGCAUGUUUACAUAUGCAAAUAAAGACGAAUAGCUAGACAGACUUUUACAAGCAUACAUACAUGCGUAUAUACAUACAGAUAGUUAUAUACACUUGCACACAGUGAUGGUGCAUGGACACAUACAUACCUGAUUGGAAUAUGUGCACGUACAUACAUAUAUACAUAGAAAACAGAUUAAUACACAUAAUGUUUACAUAGAAACAUUUAUAUGCACACACAGGUUUAGGUUUGACAGACGUUGAGAUAGAGAGACAUAUUUGCAACAAACAUUAAUAAAUUGCCACACAUUAUAAUAAACGACCAUACAGCAAUUCUUACAUAUAUGAAAGAAUAAUUAUAAAGGAUUGUUACAAUAUAACUUCAGAAGUUCCUAAAAAUAAUAUUAGAGUUCCUGGGGUCCUGUUCACUUACUUAUACUCGGCUUCAACAAGUUUACAGCAGCACACACGGUGGUAGAAACAGACAUAUUAUAGUAUACACACACCUGACUAUAACCACAUUAAAUUAGAUACAUAUUAAUUACAUUGUUUACAUAAAUAAACCUACAGCCAUAAAUCCACACAAUAUUAAAAACACAGCAAAUGAAAACAGAUGCACCAAAUCUAAUAUGCACAUGGGUAACGCAAAGGUUAGAUAUAGAUUUGUAAGCAUCCACUUACACACAGGCAUAGACUGAUGCAACUACAGUACACAGAGACAUCAAUGUCAUCAUACACAUUAAGUAUAAAUACAUACGGAUAGGACAUUCAUAUUACACAUGCACAGUGCGUCACACACACAGGAUUAUAUAUGCAGACACACGGUUAUAUAUACUCAGACACUGUGGGUAUUAUAAGCAGACACACAGGAUUACAUGCAUGGAUACACACAUAGGGUCACCAGCAGGGGACUGAGGUGGUACAGUCACAAUGGGUUCAGUCAUUGUAGAGAUCCUGCAUAUCAAAUUAAGAGUUCACUAAAUCAUGGGGGGGUUGGGUUGGAGAGAGAAUUAACACUGUCAUUAUGUAUACUGCAGGCUCUCCAAAGCCUGUUCAAAACCACAAACAGAAAUCAUACCUACGGAUACACAGUUAUCCAUUAACAAAGCACAAGUGGGAAAAAAAAGAGACAUGUAGCAUUUUGAACUGUGUGAGCACCACAAGCUUAUCUAUAAAUGCCAGCAUUUAUCUUUUAUUCCCAACCAUAAAAUUACUGCAGAAGCAUUUCCAACAUCAUAGCUGUAACAUUUACCUUUAAUAUUCAAUUCUGUCCUAUUUUAAUGCAUCUUUUUUAACUUUAUAAUAAGGAUUAAUUUACUUGGAUUCACUCAUGACCGUUUAUACAAAGGACUAUGCACAGGGACAUACAUAGACACACUGGUUCACAUGGGGACAAAUGCAAAUAAAUAAAUAAAUAGCGUGCAUGGAGUAGCUUUCUCAUAGAUGCUGGUGUGAAUGCCUGGGUGCUAAACAGAUGCUUCAAAUAAAAGUAUUAAAAAAAAACAAAAAGAAAGAAAAUAAUAAUCUGAUCACUCACAGCACAAAAGUUAUAUGUGGGAAAAAAUAUCUUUUUUUAAGAGAUUAGUGUUUCAGCUUUUAUGAACAAGACCUUAUUUAUGCUAAAUAUAAACAAAAAAAAUGGUAAAAACUUUAAACUUGAGAAAGGUCCUGUAGUUAUGAACCAAAAUAAGACUUUAUAUAAAUCCCAUGACACCAAUAUCACGGGUCAGGCAGUUUUACACCGGCACCUGUGAGUUCACUAUCACAUUUAAUAAUACUAUAUAUAUAUAUAUAUAUAUAUAUAUAUAUAUAUAUUAUAUAUAUAUAUAUUAUAUAUAUGUAUGUACACACUCACACACAUUUAUAUGUACCUUUCCUUUGUUAUUAUUAUUUCAUGCCAAAUGCUCACUGACUGAAAAAUGAUAACGUAGUAGUAUCAGACAGGCAAGAAAUGCUACCAGCUUUGUAAGUAUGUAUCUCUGGCUUCUCAAAAAAGUAGUUUCUACUUAUGAAUACUGUUUGCUGAUUGUUUGUUGCCCAUUGUUACAGUCACAACUAAUUAUAUCCAUAGACAAAUACAGAUUAACAAAAUAACAAAGGACACUCCUGGGGGUCACAUGUAAGGACACAUAAUCAGAUGCACAUAUACAUUGUCAGAGAAAGUUAAAAUAACUUUAAAAAUAGAAGUAUCUCUUUGUAACGGUCAUGGAGUUAGACAUACUUUAAAGGGACACUAUAGUCACUAGAACCAGAGAAAAGGCAGUGUUUACAUUGCUGCCUAGAAACACCUCUAAUGGCAAUCACUCAGACGGCCACUAGAAGUGCUUAUUAGUCCACUGAUUGGUUUAGCGUUGCGUUUUGCAGGGCAUGCGCAAUUGCCUCCAAAUGCUUUUUUAUGGUAAAUAGAGACGGGGCAAGCUGUGUGGGAGAAGAGGUGAAUAAAAUCUCCUUUCCCAUGCAAAUGCAAGGGAAAAUAGUUAGUUUGACACUAUAGUGUCUGGAAUCCAUGUUUGUGUUCCUGACACUUCAGUGUUCCUUUAAAGAUGAACCAUUACAUUUUAAAAGUAAGUUUACCUAUUUUUACCAAAUAUGUGUCUGUUAGGUCUGAAAAAUAAAAUUAAAAGUAGAAUUCCACAUAUGCACUGAAAUUAUGUGUCUACUCCUCCAUUGCAUUGUGUUCUCCCAUACUAAGUUGGGAGGGCAAAAUAUCUGAUGCACUUCUACCCAGACUGUUAGUGAGAGGAUAGUAGAGGUUUGAGAAUAGAUAUUUGCUUCCACGUUCGCAUGAUGUCUAAUUACUCGUACUUUUGAGUUAUGCGAGUAUGCCUUUUGCUGAAAGUGAGCAAUUACUUAAAGAGGGCUAAUACGUUAUUAUUAUAUUUAUAGAGUGCCGACAAAUUCCGCAGCGCUUUACAAUGGAUGGACGAACAGACAUGUAGUUGUAACCAGACAAGUUGGACACACAGGAACAGAGGGGUUGAGGGCCCUGCUCAAUGAGCUGACAUGCUAGAGGGAGUGGGGUAAAAUUACACAAAAAGGUAAGGAUAGUAUUAGACUAGUGACAGAUGCAGAAGAGGAAUCAGUCAGGAGCUAUUAACAGUUUAAUUGAUAUACUUUUAUGAAGAAGUGGGUUUUUAACGAUUUUUUGAAGGAGUGGAGACUGGGUGAGCAUCUAACGGAGGAGGGAAGCGAGUUCCACAGGAACGGUGCAGCCCUCUAGAAAUCUUGAAGGCGAGCAUCAGAGGUGGGGGUACGGACAGAAGAUAGACGUAAGUCUUCAGCAGAUCGUAAGGGCCUAGAUGGGACAUACUUGUGUAUAAGGGAGGAUAGAUAGAUGGGAGCAGCAUUAUGUAGAGAUUUGAAAGCAAGAACCAGAAUUUUAAAUUGAGCUCUAUAUUUUAUAGGAAGCCAAUGUAGGGACUGACAGAAGGGUGAGACAUGGGAGGUGCGGGCGGACAGGAAGAUGAGCCUCGCUGCCGCAUUCAUUAUGGACUGUAACGGCGCAAGUUGGGAGCACGUAAGACCACUGAGAGGCGGAUUACAGUAGUCAAGGCGAGAAAGCACAGUGGAAUGGACCAACACCUUAGUCGCAUCUGGCGUUAAGUAGGGGCGGAUGCGUGCAAUGUUUUUGAGAUGGAAAUGACAGGAUUUGGCGAUAGAUUGAACAUGAGGCUUGAAGGAGAGGUUGGAGUCAAAGAGAACACCUAGGAAGCGAGCCUGUGUGGUGGAGCUGAUGGUAGCACCGUUGACUUGGAGGGAGACAGACACAGGAGUAACAACACUUGAGGGAGGAAAGACCAGAAUUUCAGUUUUGGUCAAGUUUAGUUUAAGGACGUGGGCAGCCAUCCAGUUAGAAACAGCAGAGAGGCAGUCAGAGACACUAGUCAAGAGGGACGGGGAGAGAUCGGGAGAGGACAGGUAGAUUUUCAUGGCAUUGCAGCAUUACUUUAUAAUGAUUUACACAUCCUAGAAGGCUUUAAUCUUCCUCUGGUAAAGAUGAAUUUUAUAUUCCCCUAAUCUCAAGAGAUCCAUUCCAAAUUCAAGUUCCAGAAUUGUGCAACUGGUAAAUCUUUUGAUUGAUAGCAUUUUUGCAUGCAUACCUUUUAUAACUCUUCCACAGGUAUUAUAGCUUCUCUGUAUUUCAAAGACAUUGCUAUUUCACUGCACAUGGCAAUUCAUGCAGGUAUUUGUCACUGCGACAGUGGAUUUCAGAUGCAUCUUCCUGCAACAAAAUAUCAAUGACAUUGACGAUCACUGCAGUUGUGCUCAAUAUGUAAAUUCAAAUUAAUGAAAGUCUGUUUUGGGAGAUGGCGAAAAAAAUAUAUAAACAAAACGGUUUAGAAGGAAUCUAGACGCAAACCAGUGUUCAAAUGCAUAGCUUAUUUUUUGCUCUAGUGCCUAUGAUACAUUAGUGCAUGGCACCUAGUAAAUGACUGACAGGAACUCUGUACAGAGAUUUCAAAUCAGGAAAAUGAUCUUGAGGACCUUAAAUAUCCCUGAAGACAUUCCCUCAAUAUUUUCUUAGAUAUACAAUUAGGAAGAUUCAGAAAUAAACCUACAGAAUAAUGUAGAUUUAUUUCUGCAAAAUAAUGAUAUGAGGAGGUAUUCAUUCAUACAGAUAUAAAUAGGCACCCAUGCAUCUUCAAACAGUAAAAUUCUGAUAUGUGGAGAUAUACACAAAGGGAGGUAAAGACAAGUAUGUACACAUAUAUAGAUUCAGAAGUAGUAUAGAAAUAUAUACAGAUGAAGGUUUUUAAGCUUCUUUUAAAAGUGCUUUCUUCACCUUCUCUGUUGGUGCUAUACAUAGGUGUAGCUAGAGAAAGAUAUAUAUAUAUAUAUAUAUAUAAAUAAUCAUGAUGGCAUACAUAAGUAUGUACACAUAAAGAUGACUUGUGUGGAUAUAUGUACAGAAUAUUAAAACUUGGGCAAACAUACAUACAAGAUACAGACAGUCAAAUAUAUCAGUAUGCAUAAAAGUGGUGGUUUGCAUACAGGAAUGCACAACCAAUGCGGAGAAACACUAAAAUAGACAGAUAUCUAGACAAAUACACAUAAAGGUGCAUACAGCAAAACACAUAAAUGAUUAUUCACUAAACUGUGAUUUUUAUUAUAAUCAAAUUAAUUAAUUUGGGCGAACGUAGCUAAUCUGUCACUUCUGUCAUCUGAUGAUCUGAAAAAAAUCCAAAUCAGCUGCUUUUACUUACAUUUAGCAAUUUUGUCCUUAGUUCAAAACUAUUAGCCGUUUGGUGAAUAUACAACAGACAUGUUUACAUAUAUACACACACAUGUCAUGUGCAGUAUUAUUCAGACUAGAUGUACACAAUAAUGUAUAAAGACACGUGCAUUUAUGUAUAUACACAAUAUGUAUAUAUAUAUUUUUUUAUUAUUUUUUUUUAAUUCUAUUCGUUUUUUUGUAAAUUUUAAAUAAUAUGCUCCAGUCAUCAGACUAAAAAAUAAGCAUGAUUUAUUUGUUUAGGGCUUUUUCAAGUCCUUCAGUUUAAAUGUGUUUGGAAUGAGGUGAGCUACAUUACAGAUAUACAGGGUAACAAGUUAGAACACAUACUCUUCUACUACCAUAGGGAUUGUUUGAGGAUUUAAUGUGGGAGGAGGCAUACACUGAUAUAAAGGUGCAUAUUAUGUUAAGCAUAUAGAUAUGUACAUAUUCAAAUGGUUUAUAACACCUAUAUACAUGAUAAAAUUGAACACAAGAAUGCAUAUGAACACUCGAGAAGCAAGGAUUUGUUAAUAAAGAUACAGCAAGGAGAUAACUGAUAAGACAAGCAGACUGAGUUUAUUAUUCUGUAUACAGCAAUUUAUGUUAUCACCUGCUUAUCUCCUUGUUAUCUCCACACUAAGUUCAGCCUGAAGCAGCCAUAGGCAGCACUACACACACAUGGCCUAAUCAUCUUGUUAUUAUGCACACAGGGAAGCACUAUCUCCUGCACCAUAAUACACAUUCAUAAGAGCUGCCAGAGUAAUUCUAGGUUGUUAGUCUGUAGUUUUAAAUUCUAUAAAAAGGGAUCAGUUACAUUGACACUUACUAUACCAACCUAAAAUAGCCAUUGCUUGCAGUUUUAAAAGAAUUGAAAGGGAGAAAAUGCAUUAAUUUGUAUGCUGCUGCUGCUCCCCCCUCUGGGCUAGAAGGGAAAUUAUACUUUACAAAAAUAUUUUGGCUUGUUUUAGUCACAUAUACACAUUUACUUAAAUAAUAAUAGGCGUGUGUAGCACUUUACAGUUUAAGUUCUGGAGUUUUACAACGUGUGUAUAUUUUAUUUAUAUAACAAAGAUGUGCUUUAGUACUUUAAACGUUAUACCACAAGGUGAGGAUAUACAUAGUUAUAGAGUACAUGGGUUUCUAUCAACAGGUAUCCUUAGCACUUUAUAUACACUGUAGUAGAGUAAAUAUACAAUAAGUGCUGUAGUUAUGCAGAGUGUGUAUAUUUUAUUUAUACAGCACAGGUAGAUGUGCAUACCCACUAAAGUGCAAUGAAGCCAUUCCUGGUUAAGUAGUCAAAGUGUGUGUGAAUGGCUUGACAACUCACCUGGAAAGAGGAUACUUUUAGUCCAAUGAGCCAAGCCAUGCAGGGCAGGGCCAGAUCACUGGCAGAGAGUGUCAGCUGAGCUAUCUCUGCCAAUGAGUUAAAUGGGAAACUAUAGUGUCAGGAAUACAAAGUUAUUUUCCUGGCACUUUAGCUCCCUAUAGUGCCCCACUCCAUCGUGGCCCCUGCAUUUUUUAACCCCUUCUGUCACCUACCUGGUUCCAGCACCGAUGUAUCUUAGCACUCGAUCAGACUCUGCCUCCACUCCUCCCCCAUCAACGUCAGCCGGCAGGGGAAACCUAAUACACAUUAGGACUUUCCCUUACAAAAGCAUUAUACAAAGCUUUCCUAUAGGGUUUGGGGUAACGCUGGAUGUCCUCAUGGCAAUAUAACUGCUACAGUGCACUGUGUGUUUUAGGGCUAUUGUACAGUGUGUUUCUUUAAGUGCUAUAUAGACAAAGUGAAACUUCCAAUGUGAAGAGGAAUCAGUACUUCUAAAUCCCCCCAGGAACAACUCGCAGAGAGUUAGGAAAGUUUCCCGAGUCAUUCACUUUGAACUUUAGAAGAAACUACUGAUUCUCAUAGAGAAGCUUGGCAGAUUGUGGUGAUUGCUGCUGUGUGUACCAAUUCUUCUCUAUGCAUCUGAUUGGACAGAAGUGAUAAGUAAUGAUAACUGCACAGGAGAAAUAUUGAAGCUGCAGUGCAGAGACACUCCAGCCUUGAAAUACAGCAGAAUUGACAAGAUUUUCAAUCCUUUCAAAAUUGAAAUGGUUGGCUCAGUAAAUUUAACACAAAAAGGAAUCUUCCAAUUAUAAAAAAGAUGAAUAAAUGUUUUUGUUUUUUUUAAUUGGAAUGUUCCUUUAAAACAAGAGCUUCAAACUCAAUUUACCUAAAGACCACUGGCCAAGGUGUCGUUUCACAAUGAGGCUGCUGAUACCUACUCUCAGACGCCCCACGGAAGUCCACACCAACAGACACACACACAGAACCACACUGAUAGACAAUUACUCCAGUACAAAUCCAACUAUAGACACUGAGGCACACACUCACGCACUACAUAAAUACACAAACACACAUAUAUAUAUAUAUAUAUACAGGGCCAGUCUGGGAAAAUAUUCAACCUGGCUUUUAAAUUCAGAGUGGCCUAGUGGGAGGGGCUGGGGCAUGAGAGGGGGCGUGUCAAGAAGGAUGUUCAUUCAAUGCUUUUCUAGGGCACCCCAUGUGCAGAGACCUGCAAGAGAGUUCACACAUGGGAGAGUUCAACUCUGUGUUUGUUCUGCCUUUGUUGGUGUAUUGCCUCUGUUGUCUCCAUAAAUGGGAUACCAAAAGACAAAAGAGCAAAGAAAAGGUACUGUGAAUGCAUUUGUAAGUUGGUCUUGGGAUUAUAUGUGUGUAAAAGGGGCUGUUUGUGGUGUUGCGUGUAAAUGGGCUUGUUUCAAUUCUGUUGUUUUGUAUAUAUGGCUGGGGUCUGUAGUAUAUAUGUUUGUUGGGCUGCAGUUCGUGUGUAUAGGGGCUGAAGUGUGCAUGUGUGUAUAGAGGAUGUAGCAAAGUGUGCGGUGCAGGGAUGUUGCUGGGUAGCAUCAAGACCAGAGUCUUCAGUCAAAGGGUAAAGUUGAUGGCCACUCCCACACAUGCAGACUCUAGCCCCUCCCAAAUCCCAUCCUCUAACUCACACUAUGUCCUCCCCUAAAUCCCAACAUGUUCUAUGAAUCCCAUAUAAUCAAUGUAUUCAGACUAUAUAAAGCUAUAUUUAGAGUGCCCACACCUGCUGUAUUAACCAUGCAACUGCAGCAUGAAAGGAGUAUUCCAAACAUCAAAACUCACUACAGCCAGCUGAAAUGGUUAUAAUGGCCCAAAUUCUUGGUAAUGGGGCAAACCGUUUUGCAACAUUUGAACUCUUACCUGGGUCCCCUAUGGUUGGUGACGUGCCUCCGGCUUCUACAGUUCUGCAGAAGCUGAAUGCCAGUCCCGCUGGCCAUUUAUCAACUGAGAGCAUUAGAGGACCACUCUUGGGCAAUAAAUGCAACUCUGUGCAUAGAAAUGUGUACAGAAUGGACACUACCCAGCCCAGAACUCUUAUUCCGGGCUGGUUAAUGACGCUCAAAUGAUUCUGCCAGAAAUGGAGUUACCCCUCCAGCAACAAAUGGGUUAAACUCUGUGUGUGCAAUGUAUGGGCAAUGUAUGGGCAUCAUGACCACUUUAAAUCACGGAACUGUUCGCAGUGUUUGAGGUAACCCUUUAAAUCUAAACCCCACUGCAUUUAAACCUACAUCAGUUUUCACAGGCAUUGCUGUGAAGUUUAGUGCUCUGGAGCUCUGUGAUACACUGAUACACACUGCUGCGGAGCUCUGUGAUUCACUUAUGAAAUAUAAUGUAAUUCUUUCCAAUUUUUAUAUGGACAUUCUUGUGCAAAUUCUCACUCCCCAGUUUAUAUAUUUACAUUCUCCCUGUCAGUUAACCCUCUCCUAUUUAUAUAUCCACAUUUCUCAGUUAACCCUCUCCAUUUCCAAUUUAUAUAUUCACAUCUAUUAAAUCACCUUCUCACACCCUAAUUUUUAUAUCUACAUCCCCCUGCCAGUUGAUUUUCUCCCCCUGUAAUUUAUAUAUUUACAUUCCCCAGUUAACUAUUUCCCUCUCUACAAUUUACAUAUCAAAUUACUUUGCUCACUGACACACACUUAUUAAUUCACACACCAUGCACUCACUCACUUCAUGUAUUUCACUGUUAAACAUCUCACAUUCAAACAUCUGCGGACAGAUAUUUACUAAUCUCUGCCAAUGGGCUUCUGCAGGAAGUUAGUGACAGCCUGGACAGAGGGGCUCACUGCAAAGUUUUAUAUUAGCAGCCAUUAGCUCCCUCCCCAUGAAUUCCCUUCCCUCUCGUAGUGUUGCACAGAUAUACUGAUCCUCUACUUAAACUUACAAGGAGACUCCUGAUCCCUGAGACUCAUUAGCACGCUGAACCAACAACAGCAGCAGCCUUCAGACACAGGCCAGGAGAGCAGCCUGCAUUCUGGUUGGGGGAAGGUGUGGAGCCUAUUAUGUAUCCUGCUGAAACUGGACACUCAGGGCUACUAAUGUAAGUCUGCCUAGUAAAGCCCAGGGGUUUUACAGGAGCCAACUCAUGACUGGGCCUGUCCCCCUUACCCACAGCAACACCCUAGUGUAGAGAAUAGGGGGAUGUAGUGUGUAUGAGGGAUGUAGUGUGUGUGUAAGGGAGAUGUGUGUGUGUGUAAGGGAGAUGCAGUGUGUAGUGUGUAGUGUGUGUGUGUGUAGGAGAUGUAGUGUGUAUGUAUGGGAAAUGUAGUGUGUGUGUGUGUGUGUGUGUGUGUGUAAGGAAGAUGUAGUGUGUAUGUAAGGGAUAUGUUGUGUGUGUGUGUGUGUGUGUGUACGUAAGGGAGAUGUAGUGUGUUUAGUGUAUGUGUGUAAGGGGAAUGUAGUGUAUGUGUAAGGGGGAUGUAGUGUAUGUGUGUGUGUGUGUAAAGGAUAUGGAGGAUGUAGUGUGUGUGUGUAAGAGAGAUGUAGUGUGUGUGUGUGUGUAUGCAAGGAGGAUGUAGUGUGUGUAAGGGUGAUGAAGUGUGUGUAUGUAAGGGGGAUGUACUGUAUGUGUGUAGGGGGGAAGGGGUGUAAUGUAUGAGUGUAGGACUGGAUUAAGAACCUGUUGGGGCUGAGGGGUAUGAUAUUUAAAGGAACACUAUAGGCACCCAGACCACGUCAACUGAUUGAAGUGGUCUGGGUGCAGUUUCCCAGGUUCCUUAACCCUGUAGUGGUAAUUAUUGCUGUUUUUAACACGGUGCAUUACCAUGGUAACCAGCUGUAACAAUCAAAUUUAUUUUACAGUUCCGGAAAAUAUUUUGUUCCCCCAUGUUUCCUUGUGUAUUUACCUUUACUCUUGCUUUUGUACAGCAGGUUUCUCCUGUUUGUAAUGUACACUAGCUUGCAGCCUACUCAAUGACUAUACCAUGGUACUUUUCCUGCUGCCCCUUCUAUAUAUAGUGGAAAUAGUAGUUGUAGUGGUGUGACAGGGCCUGUAGUUUUGUAGAUAGGAACUGUGAUGGAAGGACAGUGGCUGUAGUGGUAGGGGCUGUAGUGGGAAGACAGAGGCUAUUGUGGGGGAUAGGGGUUGUAGUGGGGGAAAUAGUUGCUGUAGUGGGAGGACUGGGGCUGUACUGGGGGUGCAGUGGCUGUAAUGUGGUGGGGUAUAGAGGUUAUAGUGGGAGGACAGGGUCUGUGGGGGGCGGGGGGUAGUGGAAGGACGGAGCAGGUAGUGGAUUUUGUGGGCAAGACAAGGACUGCUUUAAAAAAGCAAUUUUGAUUAAACACAAAUUGUCCCCUCUCUGAGGCUUACCUUGGGCCAGGGGCGGAGGGACCUUAUCUGAGGUGGUCAGGUGGGAAAUGUUGCGGUCUGAAUCCCGAUGCGUAAAGACAGGUCCUUCUGUGGCAACCCAUGACAACGCUCCGAUAUACUAGAACAUAUUAGUAUGCAUGUGUAUAUUUAUAGAUGUAUAAUAUUCUCAAAAUUUUAAAUUCAAGUAUAAAUUGUUGAUUUUUUUUUUUUAAAUCAAACUUUGACCUCACUGACCUACAUACACACUUUCUUUGACACUUACACUGCAACAAUCACUGACCUAGAUAGACAAUGUGCAUUCUGACACAUUCACACAUACCUUCAAACACACAUUCUCUGAACCAUACUCACACACACACACUCAUGGAAAAAUAUAAUGGGCAUCCGCAGGAAUUUUUCCAAGGGGGGCAUAAUUGUAAUGACAUCCAUGCUUGGCCCCUUUUUGAAAGUGUCACGAAGGGGAGGGCAUAGUCAUUAUCACAUAAAGCCACGGUGACCAGAUUUUGAAAAUAACCAGGACACCCAUUUUGGGGGGAGAAGGGCAGGAUACGAAAUAGCGUUUUCACAACUAUGGUCUCAGAAAUACAUGUUUGUAUUCCUGACACUAUAGUAUUCCUUUAAGCAAAUUACAUUCUGGUUACCAUAACAACUUCAUCUAAAUGAAAAUGCUAUGAUGCCAGGAGGCCCCUGGACACUCUCUUUCCUUUAUGGGGUUAAACUGCUUUUACAUGGUUUAAACCCAAAGGCUUCCUCCUGCUCCAGAUCUCCAGGUUGCUCAGUGGUAUUCAGGUUCUGAAACGGAGUGUCAGGAAGUGCAGAUUGACGUCAGGAAUGGGUGCCGCUGAUUGGCUAGAGUGGUCAGCUGAAGCUCUUAGCCAAUUGCUAGUUCCCGUUUCAUAAUAAUGUUUUUCUUUUUUUUUUUUUUAAUGGAGAUCUAGUGAAUGACUUGGAGAGCCAGCUGUCCAAUCUGCGGCACCCCUACCAGCGGCACUCUGUACUACCUAACACUCAGUAAAUAAAAGUGAACACAUUAACACUGAUUAUUUUUUUUUUACCUGGGGAGAUGAGAAGGUCCAAAGUUUUCCUGCCAGGCCCAGGGACCAGAGCCUUGAAGUGUGGUGUCCAGAAUGAAGUGGAGGUAUCACUUCACUUGUCCUUCCUGCUCCAAUCUUCUUUUCUUCUUUUCUUCUCUUCAUUUGACACGGUCUUCUUUUUAUUCUGACACUGUCUUCUCUUCUCCUUGGCUCCUUCUGCUCCUUUACUUUACAGCUUAUUUUGCACCCUUCUGCUGUUUUCUCUUUCUGAUCCCUUUCUGCUAAUUUUGCUCCCUUCUGCCCAUUCCAGCUCCUUUCUGCCCUUUUUGGCUCCUUGCUGACCCUUUCUGUGCCUUCUCCUACGUUACCUUUGUUCUCCUUCUGUCCCUUUCUGCUUUUUCUCCUACUUUACCUUUGUGCAAUUUCUGAUGCUUUCUGCUCUUUUACCUUUGUGCUCCUUCUGUCCCUUCCUGCUACGUGUUGACCAUUUCUGCUCCUUGCUGCCCCUUCUCCUACUUUACCUUUGUGCAACUUCUGAUGCUUUCUGCUCUUUUACCUUUGUGCUCCUUCUGUCCCUUCCUGCUCCUUGAUGCCCCUUCUCCUACUUUACCUUUGUGCUACUUCUGAUUCUUUCUGCUCAUUUACCUUUGUGCUCCUUCUGUCUCUUUGUGCUCCUUGCUGCCCCUUCUCCUACUUUACCAUUGUGCUCCUUCUGAAUAUUUCUGCUCCUUUACCUUUAUGCUCCUUGCUGCCCCUUUGUGCUCCUCGCAGACCAUUCUUGUUCAUUUAUGUUCCUUUCUGCUCCUUCUCCCACUUUACCUUUGUGCUUCUUCUACCCCUUUCAGCUCCUUGCUGCCCCUUCCAGCUCCUUGCUGACACUUUCUGUUCCUUUGUGCUCCUUCUCCUACUUUACAUUACAUUUGUGCUCCUUGCAGACCCUUUCUGCUCCUUAAAGGGACACUAUAGUCACCAGAACAACAACAGCUUAAUGUAGUUGUUCUGGUGAGUAUAAUCAUUAUAUGUAGGAAUUGUCAUGCAAACACUGCCUUUUCAGAGGAAAAGCAAUGUUUACAUUGCCCUUAGGGACACCUCCAAGUGGCCACUCCUCAGAUGGCCACUGGAGGUUUUUUCUGGCUCAGUGCUGCACAGUAGGCAGCAGUGCCGUUCAGCGUCUCCACGCUCUGUAUGGGGACGCAGAAUUUUCCUCAUAGAGAUGCACUGCUGCACUCUGUGCUGCUCCCCUGCGGAUUCAGUCAGGAGAAAGAAGGAGGCGUAAGAUGUAGCUUCCUAUCCCUUCUCCUUUCUGCUUCUUCUCCUACUUACGUUCCUGCUCCUUCCUGACCCUUCCUGUAAGCUGCCCACCAUGCCUCACUUACCUGAUCUGUAGGCUGCCCCCCGCCAUGCUUCACUUACCUGAUCUGUAGACUGUCUCUUCAGGCUGGGAGUUUCUGCACUGCACUCUGUGCUGCUCCCCUGCGGAUUCAGUCAGGAGAGAGAAGCAGGCAUAAGACGUAGCUUCCUGUCACUGCCUUUCCAUACAUACACCUACUGGCCGGAUCCGGUAUUGCAGUGUAUUCUGAAUCUCAAAAGAAAAAUAUCGACACAACCGUCCAUCAGCUCUUUGCAUUGCGAGGAGCGGCUGCUGCUCCAUACCUGCUGCUCUACUGUAGCCCUACGUCAACUCUAGCUAUGGUGGCCAGUCCUACCACCACACCACUUCUCCUCCCUACAGCAGCCCUGCCACAUGCACAUAGUGCAGCUAAAUCAAUAGAAAAACUGUUCGCUGGGCACCCAGGACUGCAUAUUCUGGGCAUUGGGCAAUAUAAAUUCCUGGUAAAUUUUAAAAAGCAGUUAUGAGGAGGUGCAGUAAAUUAAGUAGUUAUAUACAGUGUAUGAAUAUUAUAUCUAUACAGGACUAACAGGUGUACUUAAUCACUCUACAGGUGUGUGCAAAUAUUAUUAAUACAAAGCAAACAGGUGUAUUUAUAAUAGCAGUUUUACAGACGUGCAUAAAAAAAAACAUGAACAUUUUAGUAUGAAUAACAACCUCUACAGACUUUCCAAUGCCAUGAGUUUGAAUCAGUAAAGGUGCAUUGUAUGAUUUAUUCAGGUAGUCCUUUAUAUACACACUGAUAACAUCUACAUUAUGGGCCUUUUUUUAAGAAGUUGUCUCAGGUAUGCUGUGACUUUAUAGUGUAUUGUCUGAGCACCAUCUUUGUCCAUGUUCGACUCAAUAAAGACUGGGAUAUAGGCUAAAUAAUUAGACAUUGAUGUUAUCUUUUUUAUUUUCAUAAUAUAAAUUUGAUUAUUGGUAUUACAUAUACAUAGUAUAUAGUUGUUUUUUUUAUCUGUGGACUGCUUGUUUCUCGCCUACAAGCUGUUGUACUUUUUUUUUUUUUUUUUUUACCGGUGGAAUGCAACAUAACAUUUUAUAGAUUUUUAGCAUUCAUAUUGGGAAGAAUCUCAAUUCAGAUGAAAAUCAGCUUAUAUGGAUUAAUUCCCAAUCUCUGAAUAGCACAAUGGAAGAAUGAACCAAUGGGCGGACUAAUCAUUAAUUGAUUUCUUCCAUGCAUAAACCCACCUGUUGGGACCUGGGCUGUAAGACCUGUGGUUUUGCUUUCUGUUUGUGCCCCUUUUGCUGUUCCUUAACUGUUCCUACUACUUCUAAUUCUAACAUUUUGUUGGAAAUAAGAUGGUCAGAUAGCCAUAUAUAUAUAUAUAUAUAUAUAUAUAUAUAUACACACACACACACACACACACACACACACACACACACACACGUAUUUAUAUAUAAAUAUAUAUAUAUAUAUAGUGUCCGUUUAAAAAUAAUUUAUGAUUUCCAUUUUUUUUUUUUUUUACUCAUCACGACUGCUGUGAGAUGAAGGCUUACAGUUAAAGAACUACUAUUGUCUAUCAGAGCACGUCAUCUCAAUUAAGUGGUCUUGGUGAAGUGAUCCUUUAGUUUUAACCCUGCAAUGUAAACUCUUGAAAUGUUUUAGAAAGGGUUAAAUCCACUUCUAGUGGCCAUAUUCUAGAGAACCACUAGAGGUGUUUCCACUACACUGACAGAUAGAUAGAUAGAUAGAUAGAUAGAUAUAGACAGACAGAUAGAUAUAUAGAGAGAGAGAACGUUUUCCAGAGCUGUGUAUAAAGAAUAUACAACCUUAAAUUUUUUUCUUUCCAAUAUGACUCGUUGUCGUCAGUUAAAUAUAAUAUGCCAUCCUGUACAGUCUCCAACAGCAUGUUGCUCAAAGAUGAGCAGUGCACUUUUGUAACUGUGGCCUUGCCCAUUUCCUAGAGAUAAUUCUGGAUGCAGUAUUCUGGACUGCCUAUAGCUAGGAUAAUGAAUAAUCUAUCGUUUUCAUAUAGAAUACAUUGCUGUAGUCCAGGAAUAAUUGUACCAAUUCAGGGAUUACUGUUUUUUACGUGCCAGUUUUGUCUUGGUAUAUUAUGCUGGGAAUUAUCCAUUGUGUUUUAGUGUGGUAUUUGUGGUUGUAUGAUCUGGAGUUUUAGGGAAAGCUGGAUUCUCCAUAACACCCAUUUCUUACAUAAGGAAAAGAGUAGAUAGGAGAUGUAGAGGGAACAUCUAAUGCAUUGGUUGAUUGUCGGCUGCUUGUUGGGAGAUGGGGUUUUAUAGGCACAAUUUAAAUUAAUUUAUCAUCUUUUACUGGGUUGAGAUGGAGCAGAUUAAUGUUUAUCCAUUCCUAGAUAUCUUGAAGCAUGAAAUGAUCGUCUUGGUUUGGAUCGUCCUACUGUUUUCACAGUUCCAGUUUUACCUGCAUGGAUACUUCUACAGUGGAUACUGUUUACUACUAGUUUGAUUGACAUGGUUAUCAAGAGUUGAACAUCUUUUUUGGACUCUGCAUGUUGUUACAUUAGUGAUUCUACCUUCACUGCAGCCAUUGAGUCCAGGAUUUAAUUUCUUUUUUGAAUUAAUUAUCAUUUUACAGUCAAGAAUGUCAAGGCCAGCAGAUUGGUCUAGAUAGAAGAGUCAAAGUUGCAGGAUAAUUUGAAUUGUCUGAGGAUUUUGGGUUUGUCUUCUAAAGACUUAGAGAGUUUGAGGAGAAUAGACAAUAUUUUUUUCCUGUAAUGAGAUCUUCUUGUGCAUGAUGUAGUCAGUGGGUUGUCAUGCAGCUAGAUUAAUGGAGUUUAUUCAGAUGACUUAUUUUAGCUUGUCAUAUGAUGUGUCAAUACUUCCCAACUACAGGUGUUCUAUAUACCCUAUAAUUUGUCGGACUAAUCUUUCUCUAGACAUGUACAAAAUAUGCAGAAAUUCUGAUGGUCUUUGUGGAACAGAGGAUACAUGGCCUCCAUUUAGGGCACUCACACCUGCCAUCCACACUGGUGCAUGAGCUUACACAUAGCUGUCAUUCCAUGAUUAUCCCAAGCAAGGUAAGGUUUAGUAGCGAACACAGCAUAACAAUGUACAUUUGGGGGCAUAAAAUAUAACCUAAGAGAUAUUUAGUGCCAACAGUGCCAGGGAACUGGGCACCACAGUCUUACUGUACAUAUAUGGGUGGUUGAACACUCUUUGGCACAAUUAGCACCAGUCUUUUAUAUGAGGAAUUGUUGAUAAUUGUUACUGGAAAGGAGAUCUGAGGAUCAUUGAUACAUUUGUUAACCUGUUUUCCUAAAGCUAUAUUGCCCUAUUUACAGGUAAAAAACUUAAAAUAAGGUUUUACUUGCCUUUACUCAAGCACAGUGGCUCCAUUGGUACUGUCAGCUGCCCUGCCUCCCACAACGUCAUCUGGCUCUUUUUCCAGAGUCGUAUCCAAUGGUCCACAUAGAGGAGCAAGUACCACACCCACAUCCAAAUGCUUCUCAUAGGAACGCAUUGAAUUUAGUGCUUUUCUAUGAGCUUCCACGUAAAUGUCAUACUCAGUCAGUGUAGUGGAAACACCUCCAGUGGUUCUCUAGAAUAUGGCCACUAGAGGUGGAUUUAACCCUUUCUAAAACAUUUCAAGAUUUUACAUUGCAGGGUUAAAACUAAAGGAUCACUUCACCAAGACCACUUAAUUGAGAUGAUGUGCUCUGAUAGACAAUAGUAGUUCUUUAACCGUAAGCCUUCAUCUCCCAGCAGUCGUGAUGGGUAAAAAAAAAAAUGGAAAUCUCUAAGUUAUUUUAACUAUAGUCACACAGACCACUUCAUGUCUGGACACUACAGACCUAUAAAGCACUUUAGCUUGCUGCAAAGCUUUAUGUGUGAAGAUGGUGGCCUACUUUUUCACUUUGCAAAAACUCCAGGUUUCAAUAGAAAUUGACACUUUUUUAUAAAUGAACCUGGCUACCCCUCCUUGGCUUUUAAGCAGACAAGAGAUCAUGUUACUUCCUGGUCUGGUUAGUUCAGUAGAGCUAAAUGCAAGAGGCAGCAAUGACCCAGAGCACCAGCCUUCUCAUUGAGCUGCAUUGGGAAGUCUGUGAUUAGACAGCCACAAAAAGUCUGGGUGGGAUUAAAAGUAGAGGGUUUGCAAAGGCUGCAAACAAGAGAUUUGCAGGUUUUACAAACUUUUUUUUAUAUAUAUCCCUAAGGAUAAAAUGCAUGAUUAAAUGCAGGCAAGUUUUCAUUUGAGGUAUAUCAACAAAACAGUGAUUUUUAUUUCUUUCGGGCAGUGGAGUGGCCCUUUAAAGGGAUAUUACAAUGCCAGGAAUACAAAGUUGUAUUCCUGGCACUAAAGCUCCCUCUGCCACCCCCCUCUCUAACGCUCCCCUCCCUGGUAAAAAAAAAAAAAAAAAAAGUUAAAAAGUUUAUUUACUUACUUGAUCUAAGCGCCCAUGUCCCGACGAGCAGGUGGUAAUGCACAUGUGAGGCAAAUGCCACGCGCACAUUAGACCUCCCCAUAGGAAAGCAUUGAAUCAAUGCUUUCCUAUGGGGAAAAAUCUGACGUUGGGAGAGCGUAAGGAUGUCAAGCAUAGGAUACUGGACCAAAGGUCUAGUUCGAUUCAGAAAGCCCUCUAGUGGCUGUCUGGUAGACAGCCACUGUGGGCAGACACAGUGCUGCAAUGUAAACAUUGCAGUUUCUCUUUUGCACUAGGUGAAAGAAAAAAGCCAUUUUACUUUCCUUUUUCAUAUUAAAGCAUUAGAAGGCUAGUGCACAUGUGCAUUAAAAUACUAUGUUGCGCUAAUCAGAGGAUUUCUAUGAAUGAUAAAUUGCAAUGUUUUACUUGCCUAGUACUCCGGAAAUGUCUGUAGUGGCUGUCAGAAUGACAGACACUACAGGCAUUUAAACCCUGCACUGUAAACAUUAUCAGGUUAAAACUACAGGGACAUAGCACCCAGAUCACUUCAGUGAGAUGAAAUGGUCUGAGUGCCUUCAGAGUCCCUUUAAUAGGGGGACCGUUUAUCAGUUCUAAGUGGAUAAAGGAGGUGAUGAGUGAUGAAGUAAAAGUUUAUGGGGAAAAUAUUGUGCACAAUGAAUAUUUGAUCUAUAACUACCUGUAACUAAAGAAGGAGCAAAAACAUUUCAUAGAAAAUAUUAAAUUUGCCUGUUUUAUUUGAUUGGCAAAAAUAAAAUGCAUUGCGUUAUAUUAUACCAGCUGGCUGUCAUCUUAUGUACAAAUCAGGGACAUGGCCAAAAUUUCUGUUGUCUAAUGUUAUUAACGAAGUAUACUGUGACACAUGUUUUAAUGUCAAAACAUUAUUUUGAGCCUCUUUUAGUUCCUAAACAACCACCCUUAAAAAUAGUCUCAGUUUAUUUCAGUUAGUCACUCUGAAGUGUUUGUCUGUUGUAUCUGAGUAGCUAGAGUUGAGCAACUUUCUAUCUCUUUUCAUCUGUGUUUCUAGAAUUUUGAAUGUAAUGAUAGUCCUAAUUGCUUCUCUCUUCUAGGAGACAGAGCAGUCAUCAUUCUCUGCUGGAAAGACAGGCUGCAGCACACCUCAGAGAUGGACUCUGCUUCACACCUCCUUGCCCAGGCUCCACCCCCUUCUCAACAAUCCACACUGAUAUCCCAUCUAAGUCCUUCUUCUCCACAAUCUAUAGACCAGGACUUCAGUAAAUCCACUACUUCACCUCAGCCUGCCUUCCAUCAUUCUCCAUCUCCUGGUGACUCCUCAUCCUCAUCAGAUUCCCAUACUACUGCUAAUUCCAUUCCUCAAGUGAACUGCAUCUCAAUUGGGUCACCUUCCAAGACUUCUCCUAUUGCUCGAGUUAGCUCUCCAACAACCUCUCUUCCUCUCUCCUCUCCUCCACUUUCCCCUUCUCCUGUUUCACUCUGCCCUCUUCCAGAGAAUAUGUCACCUCAAAGUGUUGCUAUUUUUCAUCCUACUCUUAUUCCAAGUCCUCAUUCUAUAGCUCAGUCUCCCCCUCCACCGUCUGUCUCUUCUCCCUCUGCUUCUGCUUCGCUUUCACCGCCAUCAGCCUCUCAAUGUCCACCUGCCGACUCUCCUGCUUCAUCUACCACAUCUGAAUCUGUUUCCCCAAUUGUCCCAGCCAUCUCAUCCUCCCCCCAAAACCUUGAGACAUCUCCUUUCUUGUGUCUCCCUCCAGCAUCCCCCUCCCCUCCUCCAUCUUCCCCAUCUCCCUCUCGGGCUUCUCCUUCUCCUCCUCCUACCUCUCCCCCUGUCUCAGCAUCUCUCCUUGGCCUUUCUUUUGCUGAUGAAGAACUUGAUCUUCAACGUCAUUCCAAUGGAUUUGCUGAUAGCACAACAUCCAAGUCCAGACAGUUCCCAUGUACAAUUUGUGGAAAGCAGUUUAGAUUUAUCAGUAUUCUCUCCUUACAUGCAAGCACACACAGAGUGCGAGGGCCUCUUGCACAGGGCCGAGGAGUCACUAAGUCUUUCUUUGAGUCUAAUUCCCAGAGGCCUUUACUCCUGGGGCAACAUCAAAAAGAACCAAGCUCCCCCAUUAUCACAGACCACACUCCAGAAGACACACAUGAACCAGUCCCUCUGUUGUCUAUUCCUGCUCCUCUUCCUCCACUUCGUCACCCUUGUCCUUUCUGCAAGGGUAAAUUUCGCAAGGCAGCUGAACUAGAGCGUCACCUCCGAAUACUUCACAGGCCUUACAAGUGUCACCUAUGUGACUUUGCUGCUUCCCAGGAGGGUGAACUAGUGGGACAUGUUGAAAGAAGACAUGCUGCCCCCCAGAGACCCAAAAUUGCUGCACCUCUGCCAACUCCAGUCCCCACUCAAGCUACACCUCCUGCUGAGUUCAAGUGUGAGAUCUGUUCCCAGAGUUUCACACAGUCCUGGUUCCUGAAAGGCCACAUGCGCAAGCAUAAAGACUCUUUUGAUCACAGAUGCUCAGUAUGUGGACGAUGCUUCAAGGAAUCCUGGUUCCUAAAGAACCAUAUGAAGGUUCAUUUAGGCAAGAUAAAGACUGUAGCAGGGCCAGAGCCCCCUGGGCAUCAGUCAGGUCAAUCUCCACAUGCCACCACCUCAAAUUCUCCAUCUUCCUCCUCCUCCAGGCUCCUUGGAUAUCAGAGUUUUUAUUCUGGUCUUCUUUUGAGGCUGCCACCACCUGGAGAUGCCACCUGUUCACAGAUGCUCCAGGCCACAGCAAGAGCAGUGCAGGGAGGAGAGGGAGACCAUGAUGUAACAGGCUCUGCUGGAAGAGGACAGUCUAUGAGUUCAGCUAUAGGAGAUGGAGCUGCAGCCAAGGUCAUGCUUUCCCAGGGUUCUAGUGGCAUUGUACUAAAAAAUGUUGGGUACCCAGGUAAGAAAAGGUUAAUAAAUAUUAUUUUGGGGGGAGGGUAACAUUUUCCUCAGAAUGUAUAGAGUAAGUAUUUGCCUUGUGAAUAUCACAAGGUAUAAAGGUUCAUCAUAAUGCAUAUAGAAGAAUAAACAGGGUAAAGGUUAGUUAUUAGUCACCAUCAUUUUUUACUGUUUUUAUUCUUAAAGGCCCAAUUCAUACACAUGAAAGAAACACAGAAGACAUAUAUUGAUAGUUGGUAUUAUCUCUUUUCAUUAAUUGAUUUGUUAUAGAAAAGGGAGCUAUACUGCAAUUUCUCAGUAGUCACCCAUUCAUUCCACAGAUAAGAAUGGAUGGGGUAUCAACUCAUCACAGGCAGAGAGACCACGUGGAGCAACUGGUAGAGAUUGUCCCUUCUGUGCCAAGUCUUUCCGUUCCUCCCACCACCUGAAGGUGCAUCUUCGAGUUCACACAGGUUAGAGGUUUCAACAUGACCAUACAGAUUUUUUUUAGUUGUCUGCUCCUAUUAAUUUGUUUACAUUAUUUUAUUCCAUUGUUUUGUAGGUGUUUUAAUAACAUUCUCUCUGCAGUGUGUUUACAAAGAGUAUUGUUUUACUAGUUGGCCCCUAAAAAGCAGUGUAAGGCGUUAAGUGAGUUUGAUGGGGUUGAUGUUCAGAAAUGUGGGAACUAUCAGAGGGAAGGAUUCAUACUUAUACCCUAGUCCUGUUAGAUUUGUGUUUAUUUUUUUGUUAGGACCAGUGGGAUUGAGCAUUCUCUUGACUCAACAGAAAUAGUCACCCCCUGGUGUUGUAAUAGUUGGUCCAGGGAACUCCUAGACCACCAUUAAGACCUUUUUCCCUACCAUAGUGACCAGAAGAUGGAAAAAAAGAUAUAGAGGUUAUUCUCUGAUAUAAAAAGUUUCAGUAUUGAUUUACCCCAAAUACUGGUUGAGAGAUUGAGAGGGCUAAUGAUCAAGCAUUUUGGCUAAGCAUUAUGUCCAAGGCACUCCAUUUUCUUAUUUGUUUUCAAACAGCACUCACCAUGCAUUGGGUAGAGAUGAGAGGAAGACUUAAUGAUGGGUCUACAUCAUACAAGCAUGUCUUGGGUGUUUUGUUAUUUUUUUGUAUUGUUUUUGUUAAUCUGACUUUGAAAGGGUUAGUUUUCUUUUAAUUGAGGGAUUGCAUGUAUGGUUCCUGUAACAGGGAUUUCUACUAGAAAAGCAGGCAUUUUUUCAUCUGAGAAUCCACUACACUAUUAUUAAUUAUAAAGCGCCAACAAAUUCAGAAGUGCUGUAUAAUGGGUUAUGGAAUUGAUAAAGGAUCAUGGCUCCUAAACUUCUCUAGGAAUGUUUUGCUUCCAUUUGUUCAUUUUUAUUUUCCUUAGGGUAUUUCUACGGAAUCACAUUUUGAAUUAAAUAUGCAUUACUGCAUGAAAAUGAUUGGUAUCUAGCAAAUUAACCUGAAUUAAUUUACACCUGCCUAUUUUCACCUAAGCAGCUGACUGUACAUAUUUUCCAUAAACCUCUGGACGAAAGGGGUUUAUUGGGCAAAAUGAAAUCCCGCCACUUCAGUUGCCUUACCACUUCCUCUUGAAACAGAUGUGCUGGUGUUUUUUGUAGUGCUAUAAAUAUUAGAUUUGUAUAAAAGACAAGUGAACAUUUAUUAAAGGGACACUAUAGUCACCAGAACAACUAUAGCUUUUUUGUAUUUUGUUCUGGUGCACAUAAUCAGUCCCUUCAGGCAUUUUGCAGUAAAUACUGUCUUUUCAGAGAAAAUGCAGUGUUUACAUUACAGCCUAGGGAUACCUCCACUAGCCACUCCUCAAAUGGCUAAUAGAGGUGGUUCCUGAGACACUGAACAUUCCUCAUAGAGAUGCAUUGAUUAAAUGCAUUUCUAUGAUGAGAUCCAGAUUGGCCAGCGCUGUGUUUGACUUGUGCUACCUCUGCCCCUGAUCUGCCUCCUUAACAAUCUCAGCUAGUGAAAUGCUUUCCUAUGACAAAGCAUUAGGAUUAGCUCAGAUCAUCAUUCCUGAUGAUGUCAGUCAAGCAGGCAGAUCCGGGGCAGAGCCAGCAGCAACUGACUGAAAUAAAAGUAAGAAUGUACUAUUUUUAAGGGUAUAAGGGGAGGGCAGGGGGCUAGUUGGUGUUUUUAACACUAUAGGGUGAGGAAUACAUGUUUGUGUUCCUGACCCUAUAGUGUUCAUUUAAAAAUACACAACAUAAAAUGCAACAAAUAAAAAAAUAAAUAAACGAAACAAUCCAGACAAUAUGUUUUUGUAUCUGGCAGAUAUGUAAUAUAAUGUUAUAUUAUUACGGGCCCAUGGGUGGGAUCCGGUUGUAUUAUAAAUAUGAUAAAAUUAGCCAGGGGCAAGUUUUACCAGUCUCUUACCGCCCCGUAGUUCCAGUCCGUCUUGCAUCUAUAAAGGCUGGGUAGGUAUUCCUCUUCCUAUGUAAAGGGAUCCACAGGGAACACGAUCGUGCUAAAAGCAGAUAUAAUUGAAAAUUAGAUAUCCACCCGUGCAGGAGAUGGUCAGCCAACAUUCACUUUUUUAUAUCCGGAUUUACACAAAACCAAUAUACACAAAUAAUGAUAAAUAAAUUAUAUAAUAUCUUUCUUGGGAUUAAACAUGCCAUUUAAAAUGUAUGUGAAUUUCAUGUUAGUUUAUAUUCAACUCAUCCCUCCCCUUUCCCCUCAAGUUGAUAAUUAUUAGUUCUUUGUAAAAGAAAAAUCUAAUACGCACAGAAAUAAAUACCAAAAGUAAAAUUCUAAUUUAAUUGAAAUGAAGACAAUAUUCAUGAUGAUUUCUUGCUCUAUGCUCUCUAAGAUGCAGUUUAGGUGAGUGGAGAGAGCAUCCUUUUAGCUAUGUGAUAUUUGUUUCCAUUUCUCACAUUUCUGUUUGUCUCUAUUAUUUUUUUUUUUUUUUAUGUAAUCACUCAUUUCUAGCAUGGAUACCCCAAUUCCUUAUCUAUCAUUAAUAUAUAGUCUCUAGCUUUGCCUUUUCUUACACGGUUUCAUUUUCUUUUCUGCACAGGUGAGCGCCCCUAUAAAUGCCCUCACUGCUCCUAUGCUGGAACCCAGUCUGGUUCCCUCAAAUACCACCUACAACGUCAUCACCGGGACUCCAAACUCUCUGCUGGUGCCCCAUUGAGGGGUAAAACUGUUCAACCAAGUGCUUCACAACAACAGAGACUCUUGCCUUCAGUUUCUGCUACGUGGGGUAACUCUUGUGCAGAUAUGGCACCUACAUGCGAGGAUGGAGCCUCACUGCCUCUUCGUCUGCACCUGAAUGACGGCCAAGGAGCCAGUGCAUUUCCUCGUGUGGUCGGGAGAGGAAUCCAGAGAAGAAGAAGUCCCUCACAUCAACCAACUAAUGGAAGACCUGAUCAUGAACCACUGGAUUUGUCCCAAGGAAACCCCUUCCACCGCUGCAUGUACUGUCCUUUUGUCACCUCUGUAGGGGAACUGAUGAGUCUCCAUCUUCAAGUCCAUCAUGGAAGGAGAUCUCGCAGGAAGGGGGGAUACAUUAGGGGCCGGCCCCGGCCUGUACUUUCUCCUCAAGCCCAAGGCCCAAGUCUGAGAGACAGCCCUGGACAGUGUGAAAGCACAGAAUGAUUUGAUACACUACUUGGCAGUUGGUGUUUGAUAUGCCCCAUGACUGCCUACUAUCCAUGUUUCCCAUGAUGAGAUAAGAUGAGACUGUAAGCAUGAGAAUGAAAGAGUAAGAAAACUAGCAAAAACUGAGGCAGCUAGGGAUGUGGGACAACUUGGAAUGGGGGGAGGUGAGAUUGCUAGGGAAGGGAGUGUGUGGGUGCGUGAACUAAGUGACAGAGACAGCUAGGUUGGAAGAAAAGCAGAGAGUGGUAAAGUUUGAAAAGAAACCAAGAUACACAACCUGGGUUUGAGAGGAUUAGAUGCCUACUGAGGGUAAAAGACAGUCAGACAGUGAAACUCUUUUCCUGGCACAGCUAGUGGCAAAUAAUACAUUAGCAAUACCAGACAGCUUUUGAUAGUAUUAGGUCUUGGCUUUAUGGUUAUUGAAAGAGUUAUGGAUCAAAGAGUGCUAGUGAUGAAACCAUAUAAAAGUGUUAAGAGGCAAUAUCACAGAGCUCACUUUUCAGAAAUCAGAAUGACUGAUUGCAACAUAUCAGAGUUUUACGUCAAAGAAAGAGCUAUGAAUAAGUUCACAGACUAUUAACGUUAGAUUGAGAGACACUAGAUCUAGGGAAAAAGAGAAAGCUAGUGAAAAAGUUAGAUAACUUAGUGAAUAUGAUCUUUUUUUUGUGCCAGAUACUUCUCCUUCUUGUUUCUGGUUAAUGCCGAAACUUUAUUUUUGAUAAUCUGAUUCGGAACGUUCUUCAGAUCCAUCUGCAGGUAGAUGUCCUUCCUACAUAUUCACCCCUUGUUCCCAUUUACAACCUGUUUAGGUUUCAGCUCAGAAAAACUACAUUUCCACAUUUAGAGAUUUCUAUAUUUUUUUUUAUUCUUUUCUUGUAGAAAAUAAAAAGAUAAAUAAAAAAAAUCAAAUCAAAGAUUUUGUUUGAGCGUUAAAAAGACAAACUAAAAUAGGUGUAUGUUUCAAAUUAAAUUAGAAGCAAUGUGAUUCUUGCACAAACAUUACGUCAUACACAGUAUUAAAAUGGUGGUACAUAAUGAGAUCAAUUAAUGCAAACAGUGCCUUAGAGAUGGGCUUGGAGACAGAUUUAACACAUUAGACUUGCUAUGACUCUAUGCAAGAUUUGAGCAAUGGAGCAGUUUUUUGUAGAACCAUUAGAGAGAGCUAUGGUUUACAAACAGCAUAUUCUUCUUAUAAUAAUGAAAAUGUCUUAAAGCAGCCCAGGUCCAUUAUCUGCCUAAAGAUGACAGUAAAUAUAGGUUCCAAAUUUUAGGGGAAGGGAAGAAGUGAGAGUGUUCAAGAUUAUUCAGUUCAAAAUGUUAUUUGUAAGGAGUUAUUUUAUCUUAGAAACCUCUGUAUAGUAAAAUAAUUUAGAGUAUAUACUAGUUUACAUGAGCUACAUGGUGUUGACAUUAUCAUGAAGUUGCAUAGUGGCAAAUAUUGUCAGGUGCCUUGCUAAUAGUAGGGUAUUUGUAUUUAUCUGUCACUACUACUGUAUGUGACAAAAAUGGUCUUCUUUUAUGCUAAUAUUUCAGAAUUGUCUGAAAUAUCGCAAAUCGACAGAUAACAACAUCUAAUGUCUAAAAUAUGUUAUCUCCAAUAUCUGAAGGCCAUUAUAAAAUUUAAAUAAAAGGUAAAAUUUUAUACAUUUACAUAUUGAUUAUUUGCACCUCUGAAUAUCAGUCUAUACAAAAAAAAUGUUUUAUCCUACAUUUAUGUGGUAGGUAUGAUUCCCGUAUUUCAAAUAAACGCAAUGCUAAUUUUUUUUAAAUUUUUUUUUAACAAAGUGUAUUUGGUAGUGAAGGGGUAACAAAAACAUGCAUGGGUUGAAAAUACACAUUUUCAAUGAGUUAUAGUGAACUAUAAGAAAUUUAAAUGUUUUACUUGUUAACCAUUUAAGGACAGAAGCACUUGUCCAACUUCUGUACCAAAAACAAAACAUAAAAUUUGUGCUAUAUUUUUGAUCCACCAUAAUUUAAGCCAUGUAAGUGC